Molecule: messenger RNA, 2690 nt
Organism: Trametes versicolor FP-101664 SS1
Lineage: Eukaryota; Fungi; Basidiomycota; Agaricomycetes; Polyporales; Polyporaceae
Product: galactose mutarotase-like protein
Exons: 11
Coding region: 1-2655 (884 amino acids)
Biological process (GO): carbohydrate metabolic process
Cellular component (GO): extracellular region
Molecular function (GO): carbohydrate binding; lyase activity
Source: RefSeq, a predicted model, not a curated record
AUGCUUGCCCUUGUCUCAGGGUUCGCUCUACUUCCGUGGCUGCUUCCUGGUGCUUCUGGCGCCGCCAUCGACGCUCAGGGGAGCUCCGCGGCCCAAUCCACCGAAUCCUCCGCGGCGCCAUCCACUCAGGCCUCUUCCCAAUUCGGACUCUUGCCACAAACCUCUUCGCUCGCUACCUUCACCACUGUCCUUACUUCUGCGUCUAUCUCCGCGUCCGUGACAUCAGCCUCAUUGACAGUGUCGAGUGCUGUCGGAUCGUCAAACUCUCUGUCAGGCAUCUCGUCAUCUUCGAGUGCAGUGUCAAGCACCAUCUCUCAAUCUCUAUCCACAAGCCCUGCCGCCUCUUCCGCUUCCACAACAACUGCCUUGAGCUUAAGCUCUCCAGCCAGCUCGUCGGGCACAUCCGUUACCUCUGCUAGUCAGCCCACACAGUCAUCAGACCCGGCUACGCUAGCAAAUAUAGCGAGCGUGCGUGAGCGCAGACUAUCCGUCAUCAUUUCCGGCAUCACCUCAGUCGACUCAGUCCCUCAGUUGCUGUCCACCCUCGGUGACGAUGGUCAGUGGCCUAGCUCGGAAGUGGACUACACAACAGGUUGCGAUGCCAGACGCGCGAAUUGGCCCGCCGAAGAUCAUUGGAGUCGGCUCGUGACAUUGGCCGCCGCAUGGCAUGGAGGUGUCCAGGGUGCCUCACAGGAGUUUACGAACAGCUCCUCCCUACUCGAUUCUAUCCACAGCGCGAUGGACUUCUGGUUUGCAAACGACUUCACAAAUCUGGCUUGCCUGGACUCUGGAGGAACUGCGACUUGUCCGUGCGGCACUCCCGGCCUUUGGAACACCAAUUGGUACUCGAAUGUUAUUGGUGCUCCGGCGCUCAUUGGCGAAGCUUGUCUACUGGUGGGCGCAAAUGCAAUGACGGAAACCCAAGUGAACAACUGCACCCACAUCCUGGUGCGCUCCUAUGGCACAUUUGAUCACGGCUUUGGCUACACGACGGGGGCAAACACCCUGGACAUAUCCAAGAUCGGCAUCGACUCCGGGCUGCUCAUCAACAAUGCGUCCAUGCUCACAGAUGGCUACGCUCGGAUUCACAGGGAGGUAGUUGUUGAGAACGCCGUGAAAGCCGACGGCAUCCGACCCGAUGGCAGCUUUGGGCAACACGGAGGCAUCAUAUACAACGGCAACUAUGGCAAGGAUUAUGCGAACGAUGUUCUUGCCUUGGAGAUUGCCGCCGCGGGUACUCCGUACUCCGCCAAGGUCUCAAAUGCAGGCUCUGAAACAGCCUUUGAAUCGCUUUUGCAGGGCGAUGUAUGGAUGAUUUAUCGCAACGUCUUGACUGACGUUUUGCAUUUCGACUUCAGCGUGCUUAACAGAUUUAUCAGUUUCCCCGUUUCCGACCAACAAGCUACCGGGAGUAUCAACAUCAAUGUCACGGAGAUACAGGAGCUGGGAGAGCUUUGGGAUUCGGACAUCUUGCAAACUGUAUCCCAGAGUCUGGCUCAAGGGAGCAAAGACGCCAACGCCGGCAGUAUCGUCGGCAAUCGCAUGUUUUACGCGAACGAUUAUAUGGUUCAACGCGGCCCUGGCUACGUGUCUACCCUCAGGAUGUACUCCAAGAGAACCCUGAAUGGGGAGUGCACGAACGCCGAAAACCCUCUAGGGUUCCACCUCGCCGAUGGGACGCUGUACACCUACCUUCAAGGCAAUGAAUACGAGGACAUCGCUGCUGCCUGGGAUUGGAACUUGAUUCCUGGCAUCACCAACGAUUACGGUGCAACGCCUCUCAGCUGUAAUCACGAGCAGUUCUCGGGCAAGGAGGCCUUCGUCGGUGGCGCGUCGAACGGAAAGGUCGGUGCCGCGGCCAUGCGCUACACCAACCCCUACACGGGCACGCUCAAGUUCCAGAAGGCGUGGUUCUUCCUCGACAACGACGUGCAGCAUGUCAUGAUCUCCAGCGUCAACUCAACCACCGACAACCCCGUCCUCUCCGUUCUCGACCAGAAGCGACUCAAUGGGCCCGUCUACGUCGAUGGCGUCCCGCUCUCUGGUGGCAAGAACUUCUCUCAAGCCCGUACGCUCUGGCAUGACAAUGUAGGCUACACGUUCCAGCAGGGCCUUUUCGACCGCGACUUCGACUUGGCCGUCGACUUCGGCGCACGCACAGGCGACUGGGCGACCAUCGGGAUUUCGUCGGUCGGCAACAUCACCGUCGACCUCUUCUCCGCCUGGAUCAACCACGGGUCGGGUAGCCAGCUGGACGUCCCCAUCGAGUACACUGCUUUCCCGGCCGUCAGCCAGAACGAGUUCGUGCGCAAGAGCUUGACUACUCCGCUCGUUACCAUCCGCAACGACGCCCAGGUCUCCGCCGUAUACGAUGUGGUGCACCGUAUGGCGUCAUUCGUGUUCUGGGACGCGGAAGGAGGAUCGGCGACGUUCGUGCCGUCGCUAUUCGAGGCCCCCAUCACCGUUCAGACGAACGGGAACGCGGUAGUGAUCUACGACGUGGACAAGCGGAACGCGACCGUCUCUGACCCUUCGCAAACACUCACGACCGUGCAGCUAUCCUUCAAAGAAGGUCGGUCGCACACUAAGACUCUAGAUGUAACCCUGCCUGGUGGAGGUGUGGCAGGAAGCAGCGUUUCUGUUCAGCUUGGGUGAUCGUGGCAGAACCUACUUAUCGUAUCACAUAUUCC